AUGCCUAUUUCCGUGGAUGUAUACCUGAUGAGUGGGAAGAUGGUCUCUCUGGAAGUGGAGGGAGAAGCUUCUGUGAACACCUUGAGGCUGCGCGCCCAGAGUGCUCUGGGAGUUGGCAAUGGAAGACUCCUGAACUCCUUUGGUCGGCUCCUGCCCGAAAGAGCAACCAUCGCGGAAGCAAAGCUGCAGAGCGGUGAUGUGCUGACCCUACGCAUCACGCAGGUUCUACUCGCGGCAUCCAAGAGGUUGGUGUUCGUACAUGAAGCUGCCUUUGCGAAAAUCUUGGGCGAUGGAUCCGUGGUGACGUGGGGCGAUUCCGAGUGUGGUGGCGACAGCAGUGCUGUGCAGGAUCGGCUGAAGGAUGUGCAGCAGAUCCAAGCUUCUGGGCACGCCUUCGCUGCGAUCCUGGAAAAUGGGUCGGUCGUGACCUGGGGCGAUGCUUCCUGCGGUGGUCACUUCAGCUCUUCUCGGGAUCCCCUAAAGGAUGUGCGGGAAAUCAAAGCUUCGCAGAAGGCCUUUGCGGCGAUCCUGUGGAAUGGGUCCGUGGUGACUUGGGGUGAUUCCAAGCGUGGUGGCGACAGCCGUGCCGUUCAGGAUCAGUUGAAAGAUGUCCGGGCGAUCCAAUGCUCUUGCGCCGCCUUUGCUGCCAUCCUCGAAACUGGAUCGGCUUUACAGUGCCAAGCUAGGUGGUGA
Molecule: messenger RNA, 693 nt
Organism: Symbiodinium necroappetens
Lineage: Eukaryota; Dinophyceae; Suessiales; Symbiodiniaceae
Source: the annotation of a GenBank genome assembly